Molecule: messenger RNA, 747 nt
Organism: Topomyia yanbarensis
Lineage: Eukaryota; Metazoa; Arthropoda; Insecta; Diptera; Culicidae
Product: microsomal glutathione S-transferase 1-like
Exons: 3
Coding region: 91-543 (150 amino acids)
Cellular component (GO): membrane
Source: RefSeq, a predicted model, not a curated record
GCACCGUACCAGUUAGUGUUGAGCGGUUACUCUCGCCUAGUGGACGCAUAUCUCGAUAGCCCCGAAAAAAGACAGAAAACAUAAACCAAAAUGGUCAAACUAUUCGACAACGUCAACGAGGAGGUCUACCGGACCUACGUCUUCUGGGCCGCGGUGCUGGUGGGCAAAAUGCUGAUAAUGUCCAUCCUGACCGGGAUGCAACGUUUCCGGAAGAAGGCUUUUGUCAAUCCGGAAGACAUUGCUACCAUGCCAAAGUUGAAGCUGAAGUUUGACGAUCCAGAUGUGGAACGUGUUCGCAGAGCCCACCUGAACGACCUGGAGAACAUUCUACCAUACUUCGUGAUCGCUUUCUUCUACAUCCUGACCAAUCCGGAAGCGUGGAUUGCCAUGAACAUCUUCCGGGCCGUUGCCGUAGCUCGGAUCAUGCACACCCUGGUUUACGCCGUGGUGGUUAUCCCACAACCGGCCCGGGCCAUCUCCUGGUUCAUUCCGUAUGCUGCUAGUAUCUUUAUGACGAUCAAGACGGUGCAUUUCUUUCUGUAGAGGAAAUUGACCGCAUGGUGGUAGUCAGCAGACAAUGGACGAAUGGUGGCAUAUGUAAUAUAAGCUCUUUUUUCUAUAAGUUGUGUGUGAAGUAAUUUUAGUCAAAAACGAUGUUAGAUGCUGUAUCACAGAUAAACUCAGGAAAAUGUAGUUUUGAUUAAAGUUUGGAAUUAAUACAUUAAAUAAGUUUUUGUCUUAAAAAUA